AUGGCCGCGCUCAUCAUCGAUCGUCUCAACGACGAUAUUCUCCUCCUCAUCCUCUCCUAUCUCGCAAAGCGAACUCUCUGCACCUUUCCUUUCGAUAGCUAUACCUUCUUCGUCUCCUGGUGGCAUGAGAAUAUCGGCACCAACGCUCAUUAUGUCCGUAAGAUGGCGAUCUAUGUCGACUUCGACAGCGUACCAACGCUCCCCGACGUCUUGUUUGCAACCGAGAACAUCAUUUCCCUCGAGAUGCCUGCGCGAGCUCCGGAAACUCUCUGCGAUUCGGUCGAGGACAACAUGCUGCCGACGAUCCAAAACAUCCCCUCUCCCAAUCUCACGAGCCUCUGUCUAGGCUAUAAAGGGAGAACACACGCUUGCGACGACCUCCCCUCCCUCAUCUCCGUAAUCAGAUCCUUCCCUCGUCUGUAUGCUCUGAUUCUAGAGCGCUUUAAGCCGGCCACCAUCGACAUCGCCAACUACCCGCUAUUCACCUCCAUCCAGGAUCUCACCUUCAAUGUCACCGGGCUCGCAGCGACAGAUCUCAUUUAUCUCUGUCCCAACGUCACCUCCCUGAGACUUAGUCUCUAUCAUCCGCACAAAACGGGCGCUCUCGAAUCCCGACCGAGAUGGCGCGGGCCCUCGCCGAUCCCUCGACUCACCCUCACGAUUCUGCACAUGCAUGCCAGAAACCUCAUAGUCUCGUUGCUGGAACAGCAAGCCUUGCGCGCAACACACGUUCGAUUCCCCAUGGUCUGGAAUUUCACCCAGGAUGGUAUCUCGACCACACAUUCCCGAUUCACGCGCAUCUUCGACGUGCUAAAGCCGUACUCCCUCUACCUGGAGAUAUCAGCAACAUGGCAUGCCAAGCUGUCUGAUCGCACGGGAACCCUCUGGCAAGAGGUCGCCGCAGCCGCCCCGCACCUGCGCGCGCUCGUGCUCGAUGUGAACUCAGUCGACGACAGCCACCCCGAUGGCGAGGGGCCGCAGUUAUGGGCGCCCCCGGACGCGCUCGUGGCGGAGCUCGCCCAGCUCCCGCUCGUCUGUGUUCAUCUCAAGGCGGACCCCGAAUUGUUGGAACGGAAGGGGGACGCGGAUCUCCUACGCCUCCGCGCGCUCGCCGCGUUCCCCAGGGAGCUCGCUGAAGCCGUUCCCACACUGCGUGUCGUAGGCGUAUCGGAUGGGUGGGGCCGGUUGGAGGGCGUACGAUCGACGCGGUGGUGGCGCGUCGAGCGCGGCUCCGGCGACGACGCGGUGGCGCGGUCGCUGGUCGAGCUCUGGCGCGAGGACGGGGAGCGGGCGCUGCGGCUGGUGCAGAACGAGGCGUUUUGUGCGUCCGAUCUUGACGGCAUCUAUUCGGAGAAGUGCCGAUACAUGGGGGAGUAA
Epithele typhae is the source of this 1377-nucleotide messenger RNA. RefSeq lists its product as uncharacterized. The coding region runs from base 1 to 1377 and encodes 458 amino acids. The record is from RefSeq and is a predicted model, not a curated record. Lineage: Eukaryota; Fungi; Basidiomycota; Agaricomycetes; Polyporales; Epitheliaceae. The transcript has 5 exons.